Mycosarcoma maydis (corn smut) is the source of this 2850-nucleotide messenger RNA. RefSeq lists its product as uncharacterized. The record is from RefSeq and is a predicted model, not a curated record. The transcript has a single exon. Lineage: Eukaryota; Fungi; Basidiomycota; Ustilaginomycetes; Ustilaginales. Gene Ontology annotation, molecular function: peptidase activity. Gene Ontology annotation, biological process: proteolysis. The coding region runs from base 1 to 2850 and encodes 949 amino acids.
AUGUCCGCUCCAGGUACCCGCUCGUCUUCCGCCGGACCGACGGGUCAAGCUCAGCAGACAGCCAAUGGUCGGAUGUACGCAUCUUUUCAGAAGCGUUUCCCGCGGAUGGCCUUUGUCGCCAAGAAAAUCUCGACUUCGCGCACAGGUCGCACCACCGCUAAAGCAUGGUCCUACCGACGUCCGCUGCUGUUCGGUUUCUUCGCCACAUAUACAGCUGUGGGCUACCUGAAGCUCAAACGUGAUGCGUACUUACGUGAUCUCAUUCAUCCAGACACAUACCUUGUCUGGAAGGUGUACGACGGCUCGAUCGUCGAAUCCCGCGGGCCACCCUCCGUGAGCGCACUCAUCAACGCCCCUGCUGCCGGCGAAGAGGCGCCGCGAGUCAUGGAAAUGUUUGAAGUGAUUCGUGCGCUCAAGUGGGCGCAGGCCGACGACCGCAUCAAAGGCAUCCUUGCCGACUUUAGCGGCUUGCAUCUUCCGUCGUCUGUCACACCUAAUCGCUUAGGCUUGGCGCAGAUCGAAGAGCUCAUGCAAGCGAUUCACGAGUUCAAGAUCGCCAAAAAGCAGCAGCAUGGCGAUAAGGCACGCCCUUCGAUCGCCUGGGCCGAUACUUUCAACAGCCAAGGUUCGUUUUUGCUUGCUUCCGCGUUCGAUGAGCUGUGGAUGCAGCCCGCCGGCUCGAUUCCUCUGACAGGCCUCAGUGCCCAGAUUCCCUUCUUCAAAAAGGUAUUGGACUACUUUGGCAUCAGAGUACUUGCCGAGGCACGAAGGGAGUACAAGUCGAUGAUCUCAACGUUUAGCCGCGAAGACUCUCUAACAGCUCCACAAAUACACAACGAAGCAGAGCUGCUUGGUGAGCUCAACCGCGGGCUUGUCCAUGCAAUCGCUGUUAAUCGGUUUCCUGACGAGGACCCGGAGCUGACGUCGAGCAAGGUCGAGGCAUGGAUGAAGCAAGGACCCUUCUCCACUCGGGAGGCUACGCAGCUAGGACUCAUUAACGGUGCUGCGUUCAAGAGGGAUAUCAUCAAGCGACUCAUCGAUCCAAAGCACGGCGGCAACGACGAGACCAAGUUCAAGUCGCUGCACCACUACAACAAGAUUAAUGACCGCCAUCUUGACCGGCAACUCUCCGAUGACGAGGUGGAGCGAGUUGGCGUGGUGUACCUACUUGGGGGGAUCAGCUCAGCGCCGGGCGAGUUUUCCACUUCGUCCGUGCUCAAAGGUCUCAAAGAGGCAGCUGAACACAAGGACAUCAAGUCGAUCGUGCUGCGUAUCGACUCCGGCGGUGGAGAUGUGGUGGCGAGCGAGUCUAUAUGGGACGCUGUCCGACGUGUCCGUGAGGACUACGGCAAACCUGUCGUCGCUUCAUUUGGCAACACUGCAGCGUCCGGAGGCUACUAUGCCGCCAGCGCUGCCGAUGCCAUUCUGGCUUGCGAAAACACCGUUACUGGCUCCAUCGGCGUUGCAUCUUUGCGUCCGACGAUCACACGCGCCUUUUUCGACAAAUUCAACAUUGGCAUUCAGACGUUCUUCACCGCUUCGACGUCGCAGUCAACACUCCAUGAGCUCGAUGAGGCACAGCAAGCCAAGUCGGCAAAGCACAUCGACGAAAUGUACGACGAAUUUCUUCAAAAGGUAUGCGACGGACGCAGCAUCUCCCGCGAAGUCGUCGAAAACUUGGCGGGUGGCCGGGUUAUGACGGGUCUCAGCGCAUGGGCGCGAUGUAAUCCAGAUGCCGAGCUCGACCAGGUACAGCUGAAUGUCGCCACGCCCAGUGCUGACAAGAUUGUGGAGCUCGGUCAAGAUGCUGCAUCGGAGCAGGCGGAGACAGCCACACACCGAGCGGAUAAGGUGGCAAACGAAGCAGUCAAGUCGGCUGUGCGCCGUGUCAAGGCGGUCAGCCUAACAAGCCAAUGGAAGACGCACGAGGUAUCAACGAGCAGCGGCAACAAUACGGUCUUGAUUGAGCGCAUCGGUCCCAAUCACGCGGCCGUGGCGCCUGAAACCGAAAGCGACAGUAGCAACACCAAUAGCAAUAACGACCACAAUGGUCUCCUCUCUGAGCUGAUCGCUAAGGCCGAAGAGGCCCUGUUGAGUCGCUCUGACAGCGCCAGCGGCGAUGCUCCUGCCACUGCACCGGUGAGCAACGCCCUGACGGAUGCCGAAAAAAUUAAGAAGCGUAUCGAGGAACAAGAGUCUCUUCUCGCUGUCGCUGCGCACUCUGCUGCUGAGCAAUCGCGUCAACACAGUUCCGACAACGCCGAAGAAAAUGAGGCUUCAGACGUGAGCACCAGGAACUCCGGUGCUACUGUUCAGAGCAAGACGGGACCCUACGGCAAAGGUCUGGUCGACUCGAUUGGUGGGAUCUGGGAUUCGGCCUACUAUGCCAUGGCUCUUGCGCUGCAAGCAGAGUUUGAAGCUAUGGUCACCAAGGACAACCUUACGAUCGAGCAGGCCACAGCCAAGAUCCGACCUGGAGCGGACCGCGAAGUGACUGAUGAUGGCAUGCUUGCACUGGCUACCGACUUGAGGCUGGUACGCUUCCCCGAAGACAAGCCGUUCUGGAAAAAGGUUCAGGAGCUCAACGCCAAGGGCGAUGAGCCACAGCUCUCCCUUCUCCCAAGGGCAGUCAGCAAUACCGUGGCGAUGAUGCUUCAAGAGGCAGGCGAGAGAGCUGCAAAAGCAGCAGUCAGGAUGCUGAUCGCCACAGCAGCGGAUCCGAGCGGCGUUGCAGCUGCUUUCGACGACCCGCAGCUGGCAGAGAAGCUGCGUGCCAGCCAUGGGCUAGGAGCAGGCAAUUCGAGAGGACGUGCAAGGGCCGAAUAUCCACUAGCGUCAUUCUUUAGCUAG